This is a messenger RNA of Fusarium vanettenii 77-13-4, 501 nucleotides long. RefSeq lists its product as uncharacterized. The transcript has 2 exons. The coding region runs from base 1 to 501 and encodes 166 amino acids. NCBI's taxonomy places the organism in Eukaryota, Fungi, Ascomycota, Sordariomycetes, Hypocreales, Nectriaceae. The record is from RefSeq and is a predicted model, not a curated record.
AUGUUCCCAACGCCUUUCCUUUCCACGCCUUACUCCGACUUUGACACCUCUCAAGGUCAAAGCCGUCAGUCACAAUUCUCAUUCAACACUCUGACCUUGCCGGAUCCAAGCACCGACCCUUUGCUGAUUGUCAUGCCGCCUGCGACUCCCAAGCCUACCCCCGAAAUAGAUAUGGCGUCCAUGUACCGCGACCUGGAACGGGGGACUUCGACCAUCGAGGACUUUCAGAGGAGUAACUUUGGUGAGCGGAUGGAGCAGCAUGUGCAGCAUGUGCAGCAUGUGCAGCACGCAACCAAAAUCGACAUUUGGUCUCCGCUGCCUGAAACAACGGCGGAGGAACUUGAGUCGGCGGAAGAGAGAAAGCUCAGAAAGGAGAAGCUCUGUCGUGAGGUCAUCUCUCCAUCAUGGAGCAAGUCAUCAAAAGACAUUUACACUAGUCCACUGUCGUUCGAUACCCUAUCAUCAACAAGAGCAUUUAACUACGUCAGUUGCAACUGCUGA